Messenger RNA from Dipodomys ordii (Ord's kangaroo rat), 1428 nucleotides. Its product is annotated as sperm motility kinase-like. The record is from RefSeq and is a predicted model, not a curated record. Lineage: Eukaryota; Metazoa; Chordata; Mammalia; Rodentia; Heteromyidae. The transcript has 2 exons. Gene Ontology annotation, molecular function: ATP binding; protein serine/threonine kinase activity. Gene Ontology annotation, cellular component: cytoplasm. Gene Ontology annotation, biological process: intracellular signal transduction; protein phosphorylation. The coding region runs from base 1 to 1428 and encodes 475 amino acids.
AUGUUUAGUGACAUUGAGGAGGAGGGAUCUUGGCUGGGCUCUGGGGACAGCUCCUUGGAGGAGCUGCUCAGGGCUCAGUACCGGGUCCUGAGGGACAUCGGGGAGGGCGGCUUCGCCGAGGUGAAGCUGGCUCAGCACCUCCUCACCCACACCUUCGUGGCCAUCAAAGUCAUCCCGAAGACCAAGGACGAUGCCAUCCUUAACAUGGAGAGGGACCUCAUGAGGUCACUGGACCAUCCCAAUGUGAUAAAGCUAUACGAAAUCAUAGAGACGGACGAGCUGGUCUGCCUGGUUCUAGAAUAUGCAGAACGGGGCAACCUUCAGGACCUGGUGGAUACUGUGGGCUGCAUGUGGGAGGAGGAGGCCCGGUCUCUCUUUAGGCAGAUAACACAUGCCACGUGCUAUUGUCACAACAUGGGCAUUGCUCACCGUGACCUAAAAUUAGACAACAUUUUGCUUGACGCCCAGGGCAAGCCAAAGCUUUGUGAUUUUGGCCUGGGCGUCAGGUGCCUGGAAGGCCAGAGGUUGCAAAUGGUGUGCGGCACCCUGCCAUUUUGUGCGCCCGAAAUCCUGACUCACGAAAGCUACGAUGGCACCAAGGCUGACGUCUGGAGCCUGGGCGUGGUGCUGUACACCUUGGUGGUGGGGCGCCCCCCGUUUCGGGGAAUCACGACCGUGCAGAUGGAGAAGGCGGUGCUGAAGGGUGAGUUCGGCUUCCCCGCCCACGUCUCCGCUGACUUCCGGGAUUUGGUCACCAGCAUGGUGGCCGUGGACCCCAAGCGCAGGCCCUCGCUGCAGCGCGUGUUGGAGCACCCCUGGCUCCAGCAGGGGGUGCAGGAGCCCCCAGCUCCGGAGAGCCACCCCCCGCGCCCGGACCUCUCCAUUUUGGAAGCCAUGGCUGGUAUGGGCUACGACCCACAGCAGGUGAAAGAGGCCUUGAGUGCCAAGAGCUACAAUGCGCUCAUGGGCGUCUACCUGAUGCUGGAGCAAAAGAAGUCAGAGUCCGGGGACCAGAGCGACCACCCGAAGACCUUGCAUCCCGCCAUGGCGCUCACCGGGGCUCUGUCCUUGCGUGUCCCCCCAGCCAGAUCCAGUGCGUUUGCCCUGCGCUCCUUCGCCCGCAAGGAGGACCAGAAGGCUCCAGCCCCCGACGUCCUGGCGGAGACAAAGGACAGCGGGCCCCACGAAGAUCCAGCAGAGUCCCAGGACUCGCCCCCCGCGGGACAGAGUUAUAUCGGGGUGAAGAGCAGAAGGGUGUGGAAGAGACUGAGGAGGUGCCUGACGUGGCUCCGAGGGCUCUGUUGCUGCUUGCCGUUGGGAAAGACAGAGUGCCGGAACAAAGUCGUCCCUGUGGAGAGCGAGAAGAGCGAGGAAAGCGAGAAGAGAGAGGAGAGCGAGAAGAGCGCGGAGAGGCUGGAAAGCAGUUAG